AUGACAAGUGCUGCUCUCUUCGUCGGAAAUGCUGGACAAGUCACUACUCGACGUGACCUCCCUCCAGUCACAGCACGAGACGACGAGAUUCUCAUUGACGUCCUCUACUCGGGAGUCAACCCUGCGGAUCUCAAGAUAGUACACUUCACCAACUAUCGGAACUCUGUCCCGGGAACCGACUUCUGCGGCAAGGUCCUAGACUGCCCCGCUCUUGUCGACUCUGGGUUCAAAGUCGGCGACAUCGUAGCCGGUCAGACUGUUGCCCAUGGAGAAUAUUUUAAAGAGUACGGCGCUCACAAGCCGCGCAUUUCCACGCCGAAACUUGGCCUGUUCAGAGUCCCUGAGAAUAUGGCCCGCCCCGACGCCGCAGCCAUAACCACCGUCAGCCACACCGCCAGCGAUGCAUUGUACAACAACUUCCAACUUCCUCUCCCAGGAUCCAGUACUGAUGUUUUUGAGGGCACGCUGGUCGUAUGGGGUGGAGGAACGGCCGUCGGCCUGUCCGCCAUCCAACUGGCCCGAGCUAGCAGAAUUACCAACAUCAUUACUACGGCAUCUCUCUCCCGUCAUGAUCUCCUCCGAGGACUCGGUGCAACCGAAUGCUUCGACUACAAGGAUUCCGAUGUCUCAGACAAGGUCAGACAAGCGGUCAUCAACACAGGCCACUCUCGUGUAUGGGGAUUCGAGACCGCGGGGUCGCCCGAAUCGAGUCAGCUGCUCCUCGGUGCGCUUACCAACAUCGAUGCCGAUGUUCGAUUUUCUUGGGUCAAUGCAACGGGUGCGCAGCGUCCACCAAGCGAAUCUGUUCUCGGAUCUCGAGACUACGAUAUCGUCUUUGAGGUUGCCGGUGGUCGCCAUGUCAUUUCCGCAGAACCUGGAAAGGCCGCCAACAUGUGGGCUGCUCUCGACUGGGUAGUCAAGAAUUAUGGAAAGGGAUUUGAGCUUCCUGUCGUACGUGUGUUUGAGGGUACGGGAGAAAAGGCGCUGGAAGAGAUGGAGACGGUGUCCAAGCAAGGAGCUUUUGGCAAGCUCGUGUUGAAGCAUCCCCUUCGAUGA
Molecule: messenger RNA, 1056 nt
Organism: Colletotrichum paranaense
Lineage: Eukaryota; Fungi; Ascomycota; Sordariomycetes; Glomerellales; Glomerellaceae
Exons: 1
Coding region: 1-1056 (351 amino acids)
Molecular function (GO): oxidoreductase activity, acting on NAD(P)H
Source: RefSeq, a predicted model, not a curated record